Messenger RNA from Synchiropus splendidus (mandarinfish), 5293 nucleotides. It is a transcript of the gene sgsm1b, whose product is annotated as small G protein signaling modulator 1b. Gene Ontology annotation, molecular function: GTPase activator activity. The record is from RefSeq and is a predicted model, not a curated record. The coding region runs from base 137 to 3826 and encodes 1229 amino acids. The transcript has 25 exons. Gene Ontology annotation, biological process: activation of GTPase activity. Lineage: Eukaryota; Metazoa; Chordata; Actinopteri; Syngnathiformes; Callionymidae.
GGUGGAGGGAGAGGGUGACAGUGAGGUUUGAUUCAGUCGCAAAGAGCACAUCGUGCAUCUCUGAGCAUCACUGUCCAGGUCUCAUUUUCUCAACGUUUUGGGGUAUUUAACCCACAGCUGGAUCCUUGCUGGAGCCAUGGGAGAAGCAGAGACGCGUCAAAAACUGCUCCGCAAUGUGAAGAAGGAGGUGAAACAGAUCAUGGAGGAGGCAGUAACCAGGAAGUUUGUGCACGCGGACAGCAGCCACAUCAUAUCCUUUUGUGCUGUGGUUGAAGCCUGUGUGCUCCAUGGACUAAAGCGACGGAUCGCUGGUCUCCUGUGCAGCAACAAGGUGGCAGCCCUCUUCAUGAAAGUGGCGAAAAGCUUUUCUCCUGCUGAACAACUUUGUCAAAAGGUUCAGGAGUUGGAGCGACUCAUGGAAAAUAGCAAGCAGAAUAACUCCUCGCUGAGUAACGAUCGCAGUCGCCAGGCCAAGUUAGGAAAUCUGCCUCCUCAGGCUCUCAAACACUUGUGGAUCCGAACUGCCCUGAUGGAGAAGCUUCUUGACAAGAUUGUGCUCUAUUUGGUGGAGAACAGCAGUUCCUUCUAUGAGCGGGAAGCCAUGCUGUUGGAUCCCGUGGAUGGACCGAUCCUUGCAUCCCUAUUGGUUGGACCUUGUGCUUUGGAGUACACAAAAGUCAAGACCGCUGACCAUUUCUGGACAGACCCUUCUGCUGAUGAGCUUGUACAGCGGCAUCGCAUCCACAGUGGCCACUGCCGCCAGGACUCCCCCUCCAGGCGACCUGCACUGAUCCAGAAGAGACAAUCCAGUGGGAGCAUGGACGAUCGACCGCUAAUGUGGGCCAGAGAGUACGUGGAAUCCCUUCACCAAAACUCUAGAGCCACCUUGUUGUUCGGCAAAAACAACGUUUUGGUGCAGCCGAGGGACGACAUGGAGGCCAUCCCAGGAUACCUGUCGCUGCACCAAACUGCUGACCUCAUGACACUCAAGUGGACUCCGAAUCAGCUGAUGAAUGGAAACGUGGGGGAGCUCGACUCGGAGAGAAGCGUGUAUUGGGACUACGCCAUGACGAUACGCCUGGAGGAGAUCGUGUAUCUUCACUGCCAUCAACAAGUGAACAGUGGUGGCACAGUGGUUUUGGUGAGCCAGGAUGGAAUCCAGAGACCUCCUCUUCAUUUCCCCAAAGGUGGCCAUCUGCUUCAGUUUCUGACCUGCCUGGAGACUGGGCUGCUCCCACAUGGACAGCUGGACCCCCCGCUGUGGAACCAGAGAGGAAAGGGAAAGGUUUUUCCCAAGUUGAGGAAGAGAAGUCCUCAUGGCUCAUGUGACUCUGUGUCGGAUAAAGAAGAUGAGGAAGCCACAGAUUAUGUGUUUCGGAUCCUCUUCCCUGGGAAUCAGAUGGAGUUAAUGGCUCUCGAGCUAAUGGACCAGAGCAUGAGCAUGUGGCAGCCCACCCCCAGGAAGUCCUCCUGCUCUUCUUGCUCACAGAAUGGCUCAUCUGACGGCUCUAUUCCCAACGGCUGUAACCAAGAAAGGGCGCCGCUGAAGCUGCUUUGUGACACCAUGAAGUACCAGAUCAUCUCCCGGGCUUUCUAUGGAUGGCUUGCGUACUGUCGUCACCUGUCCACUGUUCGCACGCACCUUUCUGCUCUGGUCAACACCACCAUCGUUGACCCUGAUGUACCCUGUGAUGCACGAGGUGGUCUGUCUGUGGAGGUCUGGGGCAAUUUCUUAAAGGACAGCACCGCCUACGAGGAAUGCGAGAUACACAGGCUUGUGUAUUUCGGUGGUGUGGCCCCUUCGCUUCGCAAAGAAGUGUGGCCCUUCUUGUUGGGGCACUACAAAUUCUCAAUGAGUGAGAAAAGCAGACUGGAGAUCGAUGAGCAAAUGCACACGAUGUAUGAGCUGAAUAUGAAACAGUGGCAAGGCUGCGAGGCCAUCGUCCGUCAGAGGGAGAGAGAGAAGCACGCCGAGGCUUUAGCCAGAUGCUCCUCAGGGACCAGUGUGGAGAGAGGACCAGUGCAGCGUGACUCCACCAUCAGCACAGAUUCGUCUUUAAGCAGCAACUCCCAGAGUGACUCCAGCUGUGCUCAGGUUUUCGAGUCGGUGGAAGCUGUCGAUCCCACAGAGCUAGAGGAGAAAACUGAAGGCGAGAUGAAGCACAAUAGUCCAGUGAAGGACACUCAGGAGGACAAAAUGGACACUGAUAAGUUUCCCCCCAGCGACGUCGCCACACAUGAACAGCAAAUAAAGAGUCCAGACGUAGCUACCAGCGCAGAUGAAGCUUCUCAGCCUCCAGAGGAGGAAUCACAAGUCGGCUCAGUCGAUAAGAGCAGUGUUUCAGACUCAGAGAAGAUGGAGAUCUCAGAGAGUGAAGCUGAAAAAGAAUGUGGUAAUGAUAAGACAGCGACAGAACCACAAGUAGAAGAGGAACAAAAGCAUGAGUGCAGCCUUUUAAAGGAAGUAGACACUAACAGAAACCCAAAACCCACUCUGGAAAACACCAAUAUUCUUAAACUAGAAAAGGAGAUCCACAAUGAGUAUUUCCAGGCUCCUCCACUCGGAGAGGCUCUGACUCUUCCAGCCAACAGUAGCAAGGAGAAAACGCUGCAGCCGUCUUCUUCUCUAAACUGGAAGGACAGAAUUCCUGAGCAAGCAUCAAAUAAAGCCAGUGAAUUAGAGAUAACAGAUGGCAAAACUGCUGACUCUGCAGAAGCGAAAAAAGCAGUUGAAGGGCCAAACCUUGAUAAACCUGGUUCAAAUUCACCAGUCCGACAGAUGCUCAACGCUCUUCAGACGGCGUCGCGAGGAAGCAUUUCGUUAUCGUCCCACACGAGAGAGUCCCCCGACUCGGACGAUUCUCCCUCCGCCCUGGAGAUGGAGGACAUUCCUGCUGGAAUCACCUGUGUGACCUCAGAGGAAAUUAAACCCAGGCCCCUGACCAGUCUGGCGGCACCCCCAAUCUCACUGGUGCAGAGAGAGAAAAUGAGGUCGGAGGAGCUCACCUUAGAUCAUCAUCUGGACACCGACUGUAAUACCAGUCCCGAGGGGACGGACCUGGGUCUUUCAGAGGACGAGCCGGAGAUGGAGAAUAUGCUUAGUGAGGCAGGAGACGGAGGAGCGGAUUCCAAACAUGAUACAGAGACCUAUUCUCAAGAAACUCUGGACAUGUACUUGAUUAACCUGCAUCGCAUUGACAAAGACGUCCGGCGAUGUGACAGAACGUACUGGUACUUCACCGCAGAGAAUCUGGAGAAGCUGCGCAACAUCAUGUGCAGCUAUGUUUGGCUCCAUCUGGACACGGGUUACGUCCAAGGCAUGUGCGACCUGCUGGCUCCCCUGCUGGUCAUUCUAGAUGAUGAGGUCAUGGCUUUCAGUUGCUUCACUGAACUGAUGAAGAGGAUGAACCAAAACUUUCCUCAUGGUGGCGCCAUGGACUCUCACUUUGCCAACAUGCGGUCGCUCAUCCAGAUUUUGGACGCAGAGCUAUUCGAGCUGAUGCAGCAGAAUGGCGACUACACUCACUUCUACUUCUGUUAUCGGUGGUUCCUGUUGGACUUCAAAAGAGAGAUGGUGUACGAUGAUGUUUUCGCUGUCUGGGAGGUGAUAUGGGCCGCCAAGUGCAUCUCCUCUGAGCAUUUUGUGCUCUUCAUUGCGCUCGCACUUGUGGAGAUGUACAGAGACAUCAUCCUGGAGAACAACAUGGACUUCACCGACAUCAUCAAGUUCUUCAAUGAGAUGGCAGAGCGACACAGUGUCCCCCAGGCUAUGACGAUGGCCCGAGACCUGGUACACAAAGUCCAGACCUUAAUUGAGAACAAGUGAUAAAGUGUAACCUGGUUCAUCAAAUCAGUAACCCGACAUGUCCAGCUCCUUUCCUGUGGCUUCUUGCUAAAUUUGGGAGUGAGAUGACUUUUUGUUUUUCCUGGUACUUCAGUGUUGUUGUUCCACCUCGUGAAUGUAGGCUUGCUGAAAUAGCUUCAGGCUUUAUUUUUGCCUUAACUGACGCUGCCAGACUCUUCAUCAUUCAUUUAUUUUGUCACACACGAUGAAAGUGGUGCAGAUGUUGAUUUAUGUGCUCAUGAGUGGUGUUAAUGCCAUGACAAGGCCCACAUCUUGUUGAUCCUGCUCAUUUACCUCUGAUGCACACAGACAUGCAGAAGACUUGACUGAACCAAACACGUGCCAGCUACAUGCACACUUUUGUUUGAGAUAUAUAUAUAUAUAAAUUCACCAUCUGUGUUAUUAUAAGGUUGCCUUGACGACAGCCCUACCUUCACUACAGCCACUGCUGCAUUCACCGACUGCCAUAUGGAUCUGACAUCUGACGCUCACUGGUGAUCUGAAACUACUUUUCAGCAUUUAAUGACCCAAACAAACACUGAAUAAAAGAAAAACAAAUCAUACUCAGGUAGCCAUCAAACACCCCAAAGUGACACGGAUAUAUAUACUUCAACUUCAUCACGCAUGUGUGUAGUCGGUUUAACUACCAUGGCUCCUGCACGUUCUGACCAACCAGAUGAGGCGUCACCUUGUCCAACCAGAAGGAGGCCACGGGGCAGACCCAGGACACACUUGAGUCAAUGCUCUCCUGGGAUACUAAGUAGUCCUCCGAACAAGCUGAAGGGGAGAGUGAAGUUUGGACCUCUUUGGUCUGGCUUCAGAUUCAGUUCCUAGUGGAUCAAUCAGACAAAUGUGUGGGAGAUUCAAACAAACCCUAGCCUACACUCAUUUCUGUUUAGGGGGAAAUGUAAGAAAGUACUUGAUACUUACACUAAGAAAGCCAAAGUAUUGUCUCCAAAUUGUAUCACCUAAUAACUAUAACAGAAUGAAAUACUGACAGUGUAGUAAACCUCACACUUUAAGCUAUUUAAACUACAUCAAAAGAUACUUUUCUUUUUUUUAUGAAACAAACGCGUAGUUUCCGUCUUUAUAAUCAUUCAGAUGAUCAAAAACAAAAAAACAGAUGGACAAAAUUGAAAUGUUGCUAUUGAAACAAACCUGCCGAGUGAGGUCACUUGUCAAACUGACUACACAAAUCUUCUUUGGCUAAAUUCUCUUCCACAUGAUCCUCUAUGAAAUAUUGCUAUUUGUGUGUUUGUGUUAAAUAUUUACUGUACACGAGCGUGUUUAUUGUACAAAAAAAUAAAGCUGUAGUACAAAUUGACUUAACGCAAUACAAUGUCUGUAUAUGAGCUUCGUUGGAUCUAUGCCACUGAAAAUAUUUUAUUUUUUUCUGUGUCUUUCAAAAUGUCACCUGUUAUAAUUUAUUGUGUAUUAAAAUAUAUUUUG